Molecule: messenger RNA, 1605 nt
Organism: Botrytis deweyae
Lineage: Eukaryota; Fungi; Ascomycota; Leotiomycetes; Helotiales; Sclerotiniaceae
Exons: 3
Coding region: 279-1415 (378 amino acids)
Biological process (GO): intracellular protein localization
Cellular component (GO): plasma membrane
Source: RefSeq, a predicted model, not a curated record
UUUUAAUUUGGACUGAGCGUCGCAAACUUAAAAAUCUCCUCAGGUUCUAAGUUUUUUUUACAGAUCCUAUUCACUCUUUUAGUUUAUCCUGACUUUCGACGUUCUUUCCAAUCUUUCCUUUUCAUUACCACGACAACAACAACUUCACAACAAUCCUCCAAUUUGCGACAACACCUGAGAACUCCUUGCAGAAGCAGAGCCAAUAGUUCGACCAAUACAUUCCAAUUCAGUACUCUUCGCUUUCCGAUCAACCCAGUUCUGGUCUUGUCUCUGUCAACAUGGCAGGAAUCAGCUCCCCUCAACCCGAUCUAAAUCGGAAUCGGCUUCCAACUCUAUUCGAGGUACUCAGCAGAAGGACUUUACCCCCAGUGGAUCUAUUCUCCUUCUAUAUUUAUAUGAGAGAUCAGCAGCGCUCUGUUGAUUACCUUGAUUUUUGGCUUGAUGUUGCUCAACAUAUGUCGUUAUGCCGACACUAUGUUCGCGAACUGCGACGAUCUGUAAUGAUUGGUACACCUAAAGGCGACGAUGCUCAAUCCAAACGAUCUUCUGCUGUUCUAGAAAAUCUUGGUGAUAUGUCAAAUCCCGCCGGACCAUCCAUGUUCACUACAGAAAAGGAGAAAAACCAAGAUGCUCAGAUGUCCGCCUUCCUCAGAGAACAAUCUGAUACUGGAGAGGUCGUUGCCCCACAAGGACACUCUCCUUCCCAUAGUGUGGGAUCCAAUGUUUCCGGUCACAACCUGGGAAAUAUGUCUAGCGAAAGGCCUAGACCAAGUUUCAUGAGCAGCCCUAUGGAUUUGACGUCAGAUUCAAAUUCUCCUGCACACACUGUCGCGAGAGCCGACAUCCGAGCUUCUGCUGAGAAGAUUCUCUAUACUUUCCUCCUUCCAGGUGCCGAACGUGAGAUUAUUCUUCCACACGCCAUCACCCAAGAUAUUACCAUUUCUAUUGAAGAAAGAGGACGCGACGAUCCGGAAGUGUUUGAUGCAGCCAAGGACUAUGUUUUCCAAGCAAUGGAAAGGGAUGCUUUCCCAGGCUUCUUGAGAAUGAAGGCUUUAGGCAACUUAGUCCCUCCUUCGAUGAUGUUGAGAUUGAUUGUUGGCCUACUUUCAAUGUUUGCCGCAUUCUGGGUCGGAUUCAUUCUAAUCUUCCUCAACUAUCCCCACCAUACUCGUGUUUGGCUCCUUCUUCCCUUCACCAUUGGUGUCUAUGCACUCUGCUCUCACCAAUAUGCCCUCGAUCCCAUUCUUGCCCUGGCCGGGUACAGUGAAUACACAUUCAUGUCUUUCUCCAAAAUUCGAGAACCAUUUGUUCGAAGGCUUCUCCACAAACGUGCACUCAUGGUCCUAAUGGUCACAGCUAUCACCGAUGCAGCACUAGUCCUAAUAUUUGCGUUGGUACCUGGAAAGAGAUUGUAAUAUGAGGAUCGAUGGAUGAAGGCUAAUGCAGAAGUAUAACAACUGCAUGAAACAUAAACAAAGCACGCUCGGAACUGGGAUGGAAAGAAAGGGAGUUUUGGGAGUUCUGUUUAUAGAGCGAGGUGUUCUGGGGACGAAUCUUCUCUUUCAUAUUAUGUGAUUUGGGAUUUUGUACACAGGGCUGGCAGAC